Messenger RNA from Emericellopsis atlantica, 2276 nucleotides. RefSeq lists its product as uncharacterized. The record is from RefSeq and is a predicted model, not a curated record. The transcript has 2 exons. The coding region runs from base 449 to 1780 and encodes 443 amino acids. NCBI's taxonomy places the organism in Eukaryota, Fungi, Ascomycota, Sordariomycetes, Hypocreales, Bionectriaceae.
GUUGGGGAAGCCUAGUUCAACCCCACACCAAACACCGAAAUGACCACAUUGAUCACUGACAUCUACGAUUAGGCAACACCCCAGCAAGAAAUUCGAUCCAAACUUUAUCAGCCUGCUACUGCACUGAUCAUCCUGUCGAAACGGAGCAGUCUCUCACUCAAAGUGUGUACCCAGGCAGCAGCGAAACCACCGUAUCCGCUACCGUGCAUCAAGCUCUGGCGCGCGCGUUCGAACCCCUCCUCCCUCUGACAGCACGACCGAGCUACAUAUCGAGCGCGAACGGCUAUUGAAGACAGCGCAAAGAAAAAGAACACACGAGAGGAAACAAUUCAGGCGAUCCGCGUUGCACAAGGUCGAUCUGCCGGCGCAUGGUAGCUAGCCACCAUGCCGCCCCGCCGUCAUCAGUCCACAUCCAACCCCCCGUCAUAGCGCGCGCUUUCACAGCACAAUGAGCACCUCAACCGAGAACAAACGUCGCAGUAUAGGGGGCACGCAUGGGCACCGCACAUCACCCUCCUCACCAGGCUCCUCGUCACGGGGCAAAAACAGCAUGCCCGCUCUGCCGCCGCGCGCCGUGACCUCUUCGAUGGAAGAGCCUCACCAAGGCGGCAGCAGCAGCGGAUCCCUCAAAGAGCAGGAUCCCAAAGAGCGAGAGACCGGGAAAGCGUCAUCCAAAGAGAUCAGAGAGCGAGAUGACAAGAUUGAAAGACUGGAGCGCGAGCUGCAGGUCAUGGAGAGGGAGUUCACGCGGGAGCUGGAUCGGUUAUCCCAGAACGAGUCAGAGACAACAACGUUUUGGCAGUCAAAACACAGUGCGCUGAACCAACAAUAUUUACGGACGGACACUGAACUGCGGCUACUACGAUCCGAGGUCGAAGUCCGAGAGGCAGAAAGAGACGAGCUUCGACAGGGCUGGGAGGUGCUCCGAAGAGAGCUCAAGGAAAGGGACGAGGAAAUCCGUGGCUUACGAAGCCAGGUCCGGGGUCUGAAAGAGUUUGUGAGCACAAGCACGAGGACAGAUGGCUCGACGAGCGACGAGGUCUUUGGCAACGGCAUGGCGCGGUUGGGCAACGGGCUGCAAAACUGGAUCAUGAUCAACUUUCGCCGGAGCCAGCUCGACCUCGGAAAGGCGGACGAAAGCACCAUGGCAGAAGUUGCCGAGCUUGUGCCCAUGUAUGAGGAGCUGACCAAGGUGUACUUUUUGCAGUCGCUGGUGUCCAGCAUAUUGGUGGAGAUGGUCUUCGAGGCGUACUAUGUUGGCCUUUCCCAUGAACAAACCGAGCAAUUCCGCAAGAUGGAGGAUAUGCUGCGGUCUUUCACUGGCGCGGACGAAGCCGUCAACCAGUGGCGCUCUGCGACGUUGACACUGAUCCGGCGGGAAGCACCGCAACAGCACGCCGCGGCUACCACGUCCUCUGUACUAGACCGCAUUAAUCGCAUAAUGGACGCCAUCACGACUGCGACGCCCAGCGAAACGCGAGAUUCGGGACUGCGUGUUCUCAUCAACAACUCGAUAGAGCUUGCACGGCUGCUCGCCGUGCAGAAAGCUGUGUUACGCGUCACCUUUCCUCGCAUAUUGCCGCACCAGCGCAUACUCUUUGACGCUGACACGAUGGAAGACAUUGGGGGCGAGGACGAGGAGAGUCUCGCGAGUGGAAGCAGGGAAAUCGCCUGCGUGGCCUUUCCCGGCGUGAUCAAGCAUGGCGACGAGAGCGGAGGGCAGCUCCAGUACCGUAAUGUCAUUACCAAGGCAAGAGUGCUUUGUAGGUCGGAGGACUAACGUAGGUUCUUGGUGGGUAAAUACCCCUGCGGUCUAAUAUACACUUGUAUACCCGGCAUAAGACAAGAUGUUAGAAAGGAUCAAGUAUGAGAUAUGAUGCUUCACGGAGUCACGCCCCGCUUGUUGGGGCAGCUUCUACCUUGGUCUUGUCGUCGCUUGAUGUGUGGCAGUGUGAUUCUGCAGACAGCCAGGUGCGUCUAUUUGUUCAACAGGCCUCGGCAAUGCGACGGUCCGGGAUGAUGCGUUGACCCCAGCCAGGAUAGCAUGCGCCAAGCGCCACGCAGCACCCUCUCAUAAAGCUCUACACACCAUGAUCAAGCUGCGUUGGCAACACAUCGUUGGCUACCAACUUUGGGCUCCCCAUAGGGGAUUGUCCUAGACAAGGCUGGACUCGGACAGCGACGCUUCGUCCGCCUUGCAUAUCCAUGCCGUGUAACACGGGACAGUACGUCGCACCGAUGAACGGCGCUGGUGCUGUACAACCAAGACACGCGUG